CAAGUUCAGCCGCGACUGCCUGCGGGAACUCGGGCAAAGCAUGGCUUCGCGGUACCUUUGCGUGCUACUGCUAAUUUGCGCCACUGUCUCCAAGUCCAGGGACCUAGGGGGCAGGGAGCUGCGGGAGGCAUCGCGAAUCCCUUCUUACUUCAGCCAAGAGGAGCUCGUUGCUAUGAAAGAGGCACUGAAAGGUGCCAUACAGAUUCCAACAGUGUCUUUUAGCCACGAGGAAUCCAAUACCACUGCCCUAACUGAGUUUGGAGAAUACAUUCAUAAAGUCUUUCCUACAGUGUUCAGCACCAGCUUUAUCCAGCAUGAAGUUGUGGGAAAGUACAGCCACCUGUUCACUGUGCGAGGCUCAGACCCCAGCUUGCAGCCCUACAUGCUGUUGGCUCACUUUGACGUUGUGCCUGCCCCUGAAGAAGGCUGGGAGGUGCCCCCGUUCUCUGGGCUGGAGCGUGAUGGUUUCCUCCAUGGUCGGGGCACGCUGGACAACAAGAACUCUGUGAUGGCGAUCCUGCAAGCCCUGGAGCUCCUGCUGAGCAGAAACUACAUCCCACGAAGAUCUUUUUUCAUAGCUCUGGGUCACGAUGAGGAGGUAUCAGGGACCAAUGGGGCUCAGAAAAUCGCAGCACUGCUACAGGCCAGAGGUGUCCAGGUGGCUUUCGUUGUGGAUGAGGGCAGUGGCAUUAUGGAUGGAUUCAUUCCCAACCUCAAGAAGCCCUUUGCCUUGAUUGCCGUCUCAGAGAAGGGUGCAAUUGACCUCAUGUUGAGAGUAAACAUGACUCCAGGCCACUCUUCAGCUCCUCCGCAGGAGACAAGCAUCGGCAUCCUGGCAGCCGCCAUUAGCCGACUGGAGCAGACCCCAAUGCCGAACAUGUUUGGAAGCGGGCAGUUGAAGACAAUGUUGCAUCAACUGGCAGGCGAGUUUCCCUUCCCUACCAACAUAGUCUUAAGCAACCUGUGGCUGUUUCAGCCCCUCGUAAGCAGGUUAAUGGAUAGAAACCCCAUAACAAAUGCACUGGUUAGGACCACCACAGCAGUCACCAUGUUCCAUGCCGGCAUCAAGGUGAACGUCAUCCCCCCAGUGGCUGAGGCCAUAGUCAACUUCCGGAUUCACCCUGCACAGACAGUCCAUGAGGUCCUAGAACUUGCCAAGAACAUUGUGGCUGAUGACCGAGUACAGUUCCAAGUGCUAAGAGCCUUUGACCCUCUGCCCAUCAGUCCCUCUGAUGACCAGGCUUUGGGCUACCAGCUGCUCCGCCAAACCAUACAGUCCGUCUUCCCGGAAGUCAAUAUUGUUGUCCCUGGAACUUGUAUUGGCAAUACAGACAGCCGACACUACAGGAACCUCACCACCGGCAUCUAUCUGUUCAACCCUGUCUUCUUGCAGCCUUCAGACUUCCGUAGCAUUCACGGAGUCAACGAGAAGAUCUCAGUCCACGCCUACGAGACUCAGGUGAAGUUCAUCUUUGAGUUCCUCCAGAAUGCGGACGCAGAGAGGAGGCCAGCUCCUCACGUGCACGACCUGUGACGUCAAGGAGCCAGCUGUGUCGGGGGUGCCCACCCCAAGGGGAAGGCCAAUGCUGAUAGAAGUUUUAGCCAAACCAUAUUUUAAUAUAUUGCUGGCCUGCCUCGUUUACUCCUAAACUCACCCAAAAACAAGUCCUGGAGUAUGAAAAGGUUGGCGGAACUCUGGCUUCUCCUUCCCUCCCACCAUCUGCACUGUCAACUGCCCACACUUGCCGCCUUCUUGCUCCUCCCCUUGCAAGAAGUCAGCUGUCUUCUGCUAAUUACUGAACUGCUCCACCCUUGCAGCCUGACAACAGAUGAAGUGGCUCGAAUCUUCAACCAGGUUUGCCCUAUAAAAGUGUUAAUUUAAGAUGCUUUAAUGCCUGUUUUAAGUCUCAUAUAUUGCUUCUUGCUGGAAUUUCCCCCUCCCUUCCUCUCCCCUGAGGCCUUCAUACUGAAUGCUCAACUCAUCCACUUUUACUUUGUCUGUUGAGAGGUCAUCUAAGUCGCCCAGUUGGGACUUGAACUUGCACCCCUUCUGCUUCAGCCUCUCUUAGUGCCAGUAUUACAGGCUUAUACUGCCGAGCCAGCUCAUGCUCUUCCGAACUCACAAGUGGCAUCUUUAUCUCUCCUCAUUUGGCCCUGCUUUUCUCUCCCUACUCUAAUGAUGUACUGUAAUUACCACCACAGUUGGUCAAUAAAGAGAGCUAAGCAGCA
This is a messenger RNA of Octodon degus (degu), 2229 nucleotides long. It is a transcript of the gene Pm20d1, whose product is annotated as peptidase M20 domain containing 1. Lineage: Eukaryota; Metazoa; Chordata; Mammalia; Rodentia; Octodontidae. The transcript is spliced from 13 exons. The record is from RefSeq and is a predicted model, not a curated record. Gene Ontology annotation, biological process: amino acid metabolic process. Bases 41 to 1534 code for a protein of 497 amino acids. Gene Ontology annotation, molecular function: hydrolase activity, acting on carbon-nitrogen (but not peptide) bonds, in linear amides.